Messenger RNA from Prinia subflava (tawny-flanked prinia), 4583 nucleotides. It is a transcript of the gene SCPEP1, whose product is annotated as serine carboxypeptidase 1. Gene Ontology annotation, biological process: proteolysis. The record is from RefSeq and is a predicted model, not a curated record. NCBI's taxonomy places the organism in Eukaryota, Metazoa, Chordata, Aves, Passeriformes, Cisticolidae. Gene Ontology annotation, molecular function: serine-type carboxypeptidase activity.
CCGCCGGCCGCCAUCAUGGAGGAGGAGGAGGAGGAGGAGGAGGAAGGGGCGGAGGCGGGCGCGGCGGGCGGGGCCGCCGGGCGGGGCGGGGCCGGUCCCGUGACCGCGGGAGCUGAGGGAGCCAUGGGGCCGCUCCGAGCUGGGGUCGCGCUGUCCGCGCUGCUGCUGGCGGCAGGUGUAGUUCUGAGGCAGCCCCGAGAGCCUAAAGAGCUGUGGGGAUAUGUGGAGGUUCGGAGCAAGGCCCACAUGUUCUGGUGGCUCUACUAUGCAAAUAACCCAACCCAAGACUUCACAGAGUUACCUCUUGUUUUGUGGCUCCAGGGGGGUCCAGGAUCUUCAGGCUGUGGAUAUGGGAACUUUGAAGAGAUUGGCCCAUUAGACAAAGCAAUGAAACCAAGAAAUACAACCUGGCUGCAGGCAGCCAGUAUCUUGUUUGUGGAUAAUCCUGUGGGCACUGGAUUCAGUUAUGUGGAUGAUUGUAGCUUGUUUGCCCAAAACCUUACCACAGUGGUUUCUGAUAUGAUGGUUUUUCUUGGAGAAUUCUUCAAGUGUAGAACAGAAUUCCAGACCAUCCCAUUCUACAUAUUUUCUGAAUCUUAUGGAGGUAAAAUGGCUGCUGGGGUUGCUUUAGAGCUGCACAAGGCUGUUCAAAAAGGGACCAUAAAGUGCAAUUUCAUGGGGACUGCUCUUGGAGACUCCUGGAUUUCUCCUUUGGACUCUGUGCUGUCCUGGGGGCCCUACCUUUACAGCACUUCUCUCCUUGAUGAUAAUGGUCUAGCAGAGGUGACUGCUGUUGCCAAAGAAAUAAUGGAUGCAAUAAAUAAAAAUCAGUAUGGGCUGGCCACCGAGCUCUGGGGCAAGGCUGAAGGAGUCAUUGAAGAGAACACAGACAAUGUGAACUUUUAUAACAUCUUGACUAAGGAGGUUCCAGAAGUGAAAUCAGAUGAACAAGAAAAUCUCCAUUUCAUGCGGCUUUACCAGCGCCACGUCAGAAAGAUGCACCAGAGCAGCCUCGAAGAGCUGAUGAAUGGGCCCAUCAGGAAGAAGCUGAGGAUCAUUCCUGACUGUGUGAAGUGGGGAGGUCAGUCCAGAAAGGUCUUUGAGAACAUGGCUGAGGACUUCAUGAAACCUGUCAUUGAUAUUGUUGAUCAGCUUUUGGCAGCCAAUGUCAAUGUUACAGUCUACAAUGGGCAGCUGGACCUCAUUGUUGACACCAUGGGCCAGGAGGCAUGGAUCCGCAAACUGAAGUGGCCUGAUCUGCACCAGUUCAGCCAGAAAAGGUGGAAGGCUCUGUAUGUGUCUCCAGAAUCCACUGAGACAGCUGCUUUCCACAAGGCCCAUGAGAACUUGGCUUUCUUCUGGAUUCUCAAGGCUGGGCACAUGGUACCAGCUGACCAAGGAGAGAUGGCCCUCAAAAUGCUCAGGAUGGUGACCCAGCAGCAGCACUAGGGCACGGGAGGUCAGCUGGCCUGGCGUCCUGCCCAGCACUGGGGCUCUGGAGGAGUGUCAGUCUGGGAUCCUAAGCCAAAGAAGGCAUGGUUGGACACACAGCCUCCCUCAUCUUACUGAUACUGUGCAAAAGUGCUGGUGGAGAGGAUUUUUUUCCUUGAAUGAGUUAUUGCUUUUGAUCUUUUAAGCUGCGAUUUGCUGCCUUAACACUGUUCAUAAAUGACUCUUCCAGAGGGAAGUCCCCUGUCAAAGAACAAGCCCUGAACCUUUGCCUUGGAAGGGUUUUGUGCUCUUACCCUUCCCUGAAUACACCCUUGUCUGUUUGCACACCAAGAGUAAAACUGAUUUGACUUGAUUUGCUUUGUGUUCCUCUGGGAGAGCCAAGUGCUUCAUGAGGCUGUGGAAUGUUCCUUCCCUUGUCCUCAGGCUUCUGCUUGAGUACCUGGCUGGAUUACAAACUGAAGACAUGGAAAUGCCAGGACAAAGGACCUGCCCUAGAGGAAUCACAGCCCAUCUCAUCCUGCUGAGGUGCCUGAAUUGGGAUCCAGGAUUCUUCAGACUUCCUGUGCUAUGGAGAGAGAAAAACAUCCCAGAGGAGGAUUUGACCCUUUUCAUCUGAGCAUUUGUUUCUUAUUUCCAUUCUUAAUGCCUGCCACUCAAACUUUGCCUUUCUCCUCAACACCUAAAGCACAUCCAGCAGGAAUUCCUGCUUUUCUGUAUCCUGAAGCAGAAGGCCUGUUAAUACCCUCUUGUACCAAAGAGUCCCAACAGACAGAAGCCUCUUAAAACCUUCUGGGUUUAGCCAGAAGGAAAGGAGCAUUAUUUGAGCAAUAACAGCAUAAUUCUGAAAGAUGAUAGGAGCGUUUAAAAAAAGGAUACACAAAAUCUUGAUCCAUGUCUUAGAGAUUUUUUUAAGUCUUGGAGAGAACUAUUUUUUUGAAUUUUUUUUUUUUGAUAAUCCAUAGUCAAGAGGAGACUUGGUCAGACAUCAUGUGACUUUUGCUGUGGAGCAUGAAGUAGUUGUUUUUUGUUGGUGUCUGAUAGGAGGCACAACAGCUCCUUCCAGCUGUCAGAAUCCUAAAUAAAUACCAACCUCUCAAUUACUGCAGCCCCUGAAACUGUCAUGAAAUACCUGCUAGCAUUGUCUUAGCAUUGUGCCUCAGUUCUUGCUGUGUGGGCACACAUGCAGUCACCCAGCAGCUGCACUACUGGCACAGAAUCAUCGCUUUCCUUUUUCAUGUUCCCUCCUGCAUUCUUGGAACUUUACCAAUGGGAAUCCACAUUUUGUUUUUUAAAAACCUUUUUCAGUAAAUAGUUCUAAUUCAUCUCUCUUCAGCAUCACAUUGAUUUCACUGCUUGAAAGUGACAUCUUUUCUGUUUUGACUUUUAGAUAAACAAGAGGAGGUUGCUACCAGUGUUAAAUUUACAUAUCUGCAUUCUUGGAAUAUUUUUAAAUAUUUUGCCUAGCAAAUCAGUAUGUUUUUGCCUGGGUAAUGCCCUGGUUUGGGCUGGGAUAGAGAUAAUUUUCUUCCUAGUAGCUAGUAUGGGCUAUGUUUUGGAUUUGUGCUGGAGAUGUUGAUAACACAGGGUGGUUCUAGUUGUGGCUGAGCAGUUCUGACAAAGCCUCUUCUGCCCUCACCAGUGGGAGCAGAAGGAGUUGGAGGGGACACAGCCAGGACAGCUGACCCUAACUGACCCAAGGGACGUCCCAGGCCGGGUGCUGUCAUGCACAGUAGCACCACCACUAGCUGUAUUUCAAGGUCUAGAAAGAAACUAGAGUGGCACGAUGUAAAAUAUUUAUUUUGCAUAGUUCAUGAGUCAAAUGAAGAAGCUGCCAAAUAGGUCUGAUUAAACAAGUACUUAGAUACACCAGUAAGGAAAAUACUCCACUGGUGCAUGUCCUACCUAGAAGUGGAGAAGCAGGGAUGAGCAAGGAGCAGUGCCAGCUACACCACUGGAAAUAAAAAACAACCUCCUGGAUUCAGCCCUACAACCUUCACCUUGGCAGAGCAGCUGCCCAGCAAGCGUGGCACGUUUUUGGUUCACUAUUGUGAUUUUAGCCCCCCUGGGACACUCCCAGCUUUAAGAUCACAGACCUUCACUGACAGCAUCUCAUCCCAAUUCUCCCAUGUUCAGUGCUAUCAAAUCAUCUCCCUGAUGAUAUUUGCUCGACACACUCAGCUGUCCAUAAUGACAGCUUCUACAACAGCUCCAGCUCUCUUAUCAGCUUCAUUCUAGUGCUUGCUGGCACUCAGGCUGCCUGUGACAGCUCUUGGGCUUCAGCACUAAUUCCCCAAACCAUAGUGUCUAAACCCAAAUCUUCCCCUGCACCCACCCCUUCCAAAUAAGUGCAAGAUUGACACGGAUUUUAAUGCUGACAGUUUUGGUUUAAGUCCAUGUUGCCCCUUACUUGCGCUGUCUAGACCAAGUUCCUUCAUCUUCCAGCAGAAGAUAAAGGAGAGUCAGUGGAAAUUAACUGGGUUUCAUGAAACUGAGCACAACCCUCUGACGUGUGGGAACUCCCCUCUGGUCAUGACAAACAGGAAUAUUCUUUUAUUUUUUCUUUCCUGCCACAGUAUUUAUUGUGACUCCACUUGUGGGUGUGCACAGCUGUCCACCUGCUCACAGAGAGGGGAGUCAGAGCAAGGAGUCACUGAGACAACCUCAGCAAAUGAGGUGGGACAGUGACACUGCUGUGCUGUGAGCCUUUGAAGGGGCUGAACUCAGAGCAGUUAGACUGACAGGAGCUGAUUCCACACAGGUGUCCUCCCACAGCUCUAAGGGGUACAAAGUUUUUGAAUGGGUGUCAUCAAGGGGUGUGCUGAGCUCAAUCCCCAAGUAACCUGAAGAGUUCAAGGGUCUCAAGAUAAAAGCUAAACAUCCCCACAUCUUAAGAAUCCUGCUCUAACUAGACAGCUUCAGAGAAGUUUGCUGAUCAAAUAUUCUGCUUCCCUUUUCCCUUUCACAUCUCCUCAUAUCUCUUAAGAAAUUUGUUGCUUCCCAAGGUUCAUGUCUGAUCUCUGCACUUUGAUUUUUUUUUUCCCAGACUGGAAAGACCAUUUAGUACAUCAGUGAGGGAAAGGAGAACUCUUCCAUGGGUUUUUUUUUGUAAAAAUAAAGGAAGAUCAAAGUGG